AUGCAAAAGAAUGUUUUGUACCAAGAUAUCUUAGGUUAUUCCCAAUAUCUUUGUUCCGAGAACAACUCUGGAUAUGUUCAUGAUGCCACUGUACCUGUUUGCUAUAAGAUUGACCCUACACCUAGAACUAGACCAAACGCCAUCUUGUCAUGUGAAAAUUUCAACGGACAUCUUUUGAGAAUAAACACACAAAGAAAACAAAAAUUUGUGGAGGAUCUUAACCUUAAAGGGACAGAUUUAAUAGGAAAGUACCGAGUUGAUGGAGACAAAACCAGUGGUGUGUGGAAAUUCUCCGAUGGAAAGCUCAUAUCAGAAUUUUACUGGUACCCUGGUGAGCCAGCAAACCCGGGAGCCACGUCAAUAGGCCUCAGGGUGGCAUACAUGGGCAAAUGGGAUGACAUCGCAGAGAAUGUGCAACACGGCAGUAUCUGUGAAAGGGAUAUAGAAUUUGAAUGAAUGUUUCUACAUAAACACAGAGUCUU
Saccostrea echinata is the source of this 482-nucleotide messenger RNA. Its product is annotated as collectin-12-like. Bases 1 to 456 code for a protein of 151 amino acids. The transcript is spliced from 3 exons. NCBI's taxonomy places the organism in Eukaryota, Metazoa, Mollusca, Bivalvia, Ostreida, Ostreidae. The record is from RefSeq and is a predicted model, not a curated record.